AUUGGCCAAUCAGAGAGGAAUAUCCAAAUGCCGCAACACUCUGUGUUCGUAUUGUUAUUGUGGGGUUGGCGUGUAUGAGUGUUCGARUUACUCUGUAAUAUCUGGUGGCGUUCUUAACAUCUAUCUUUCAAAAUGGUUGCACCGAUGGUUUUAACAGAUGCUCAAAAAGCAGAAUUCAAGGAAGCCUUCUGCAUCUUUGAUGUGGAUGGCAGUGGUACCAUCACAGUCGAUGAGUUGGAAAUGGUCAUGAGAAACCUUGGUGAGAAAAUCGACAGAAAAGAACUCGAACAGAUGGUCAGCGAAGUCGACGAAGAUGGAAGCGGUGAGAUUGAAUUCGAAGAGUUCUGCGAGAUGAUGGUUAAGAAGAUGCAACAAGAGGCAGAAGAAGGCAGCGUCCUCGACGCCUUCAACGACUGGGACACGAGCGGCAAAGGAAUGAUGAAAGUCGACGAAUUCAAAUCAAUGCUUAAGAAGCUCCGUGAAGUACGACUUACCAAUAACGAUAUCGAACAAAUGAUUAGUGUUCUAGACCCUGCCAAGAAAGGAGAGUUUAAGUUUGAAGACUUCGUGAACAGAAUGGAAAAGAAUAAAAAUGAAAUGUCAAAGGAACAAAUCAAAGAGAUGAACCAAGUGUUCAAGAUGUUUGACAAGGAUGGUGACGGUACCAUCGAUACUGACGAGCUGGAAGAAGUCAUGAAAUCUAUCGGCGAGAAGCCAUCGCGAAAAGAACUCGAAGACAUGAUUAAUGACGUCGAUAAAGAUGGACUYGGGUACAUCAAAUUUGAAAACUUCAUGGACUUGAUGAAUCGUCAACUGAAAGCCGGCAGCGAAAGUGAAAUAAUGGACGCCUUCAGCCAUUGGGAUACGAAAGGUCGUGGAGAGAUCGAAACAAAAGAAUUACGAUCGAUGCUCAUGAGACUUCCCGAGAAACUCAAACGACAAGACGUCGACGAGAUGAUAAACGCAGCCGACCCUAGAAAUAGRGGCACUAUCAAGUUUAACGAUUUUGUGAAGCUUCUCCUUUAGAAAUGAAGUUCAUGYUAGAUGUGGAAGCGGGAGCAAUGUACUGUUCGAUUCACACAACUGAAGAAACGUACGUUGCCACAAUUUAAACGUUUCUUGAAUUGCGUGAAUUUUAAAGAUAGAUUAGAUGAUAUCUACUUGAUUCGCUUUGUCUUGGUUCAUGAAGUAUCUGUUGUAUAUGCAGCUUUGAAUUAUUAAAUUAAAAGUUACAGCUAAUUUUGA
Messenger RNA from Exaiptasia diaphana, 1245 nucleotides. RefSeq names its product calmodulin, flagellar. Lineage: Eukaryota; Metazoa; Cnidaria; Anthozoa; Actiniaria; Aiptasiidae. Bases 133 to 1026 code for a protein of 297 amino acids. The transcript has 9 exons. The record is from RefSeq and is a predicted model, not a curated record. Gene Ontology annotation, molecular function: calcium ion binding. Gene Ontology annotation, cellular component: cytoplasm.